Messenger RNA from Leptonychotes weddellii (Weddell seal), 657 nucleotides. The record is from RefSeq and is a predicted model, not a curated record. Lineage: Eukaryota; Metazoa; Chordata; Mammalia; Carnivora; Phocidae.
AUGGCGUCCUGUCGUGAGCAGUUACAAACCAGUGCUGGUGAUGCUCAAGUGUGCUGUGUGAGGAGGGAACCUUUGGGCUGGGACUUGAAGGAAGGGGAGGAGUUUGCCAGCCGGAGAAAGGGGGACGAGAGAGAAUACCAGGUGCACAGGGCCCUCAUCUUUGUGUCCCAUGGAGCCGGGGAGCACUGUGGCCGCUAUGACGAGCUGGCUCAGAUGCUGGUGGGGCUGGGGCUGCUGGUGUUCGCCCACGACCAUGUUGGCCACGGACAGAGCGAAGGAGACAGGAUGGUAGUGUCUGACUUCCAAGUUUUCAUCAGGGACGUGUUACAGCACGUGGAUACCAUGCAGAAAAACUACCCAGGGCUUCCUGUCUUCCUUCUGGGCCACUCCAUGGGAGGUGCCAUCGCUAUCCUCACGGCCGUGGAGAGGCCAAGCCACUUCUCCGGCAUGGUCCUCAUUUCGCCUUUGGUUCUUGCCAGUCCUGAGUCUGCAACAACUUUCAAGGUCUUUGCUGCGAAAGUUCUCAACCUUGUCCUGCCAAACAUGUCCCUGGGCCCAAUUGACUCCAGCAUGCUCUCUCGGAAUAAGACGGAGGUGAGUCUUUCUGAAAACCUGGGGGGACCAGCCCCGGUGGGAAACUGAGUGGUAGUUCCAUCC